UUCAAGCACUGUUUGUAUCUGCUUUUUCUUUUAUUUUAUUUUUUAUUUUCAAGCUUUCCUUGUGAAUGAGCUGAUUUGGGCCUUGCUUGGCUGGGUUUUCUUCUGUGAUAUUAGUUAUGGAGAUCUUAACUGAAUUUGGUUUUCUAUUGUUAAAUCCCGGGGCGUAACGAAUAAUGGGUUCUGUGCAACAUUUGAAAUUUUUGUUCCUGCGUUGGAAUCUUGGAUUCAUUUCUGCAUUGGUGUGUUCAAUUGAAGUUCGUGUUGUGUUCUCGUGUUUUGCUUCUUGGGAUCUUUCUAUUUGUUAUCACACGAGGCAUUUUUGGUUUUCCCUCUAAUCUACGAUUUCAUCUUUGUUCAAAUACAUAUCGUGAGAAAAAUGUGAUUUUUGGGAUUUGUCUGGGUAGUUGGUUGAAGGGAUUACGAUCUGAAAUCGUGUCUCUUGCUUUGUUGACGUUUCUGGGUAUUGAUUAUAUUGCUCGUGCUGUGAUGCGUGUUUCAGUUUAUGCAAAGAAAGAAAGAAGAAGAAAAAUAAAAAAUAAAAAUUGGGACUUGUGAAAUGAAUUUCAAAACUUCUGUCUGAACAGGCUCUUGAUUUUGCUGUGCAGAGAGAUGUUGGACGGUCGUUCGUGUGUUGUUCCGAGGUUGUUUUCUAGCUCAUGCCAGUCAGAGAACGACUGGUCUUACAUGAAGUACCUUCUGGACUUGGAUAUCAAAAAUGGCAAGCGCCCUAUGGAAAUUGAUGCCGAGGAUGAGCCCCAGCCAAGGAAGUGUAAUAAGAUUUUGGAUUCUUGCCAUAGAGUUGAAACAGCUCCAAUUUCGUUUCAACAGCAGUCUUGUCAUGCUAAGGAUUCUGUUAUUCUCCAAAUGGAUCAAGAGACCAUAUUGAGUAUUUGUCAAGGAGUUGAAGAAGUUGGAGAUUGGACUGACCAGCUACCUGCUGAACAAGUUCAGCAGAAUGAUGGUGAUUCAAUGGAAUUUGGUGAUCAUCAAUCUGAUAAACAGAAGCAUGGUCAGCCAAAGGAUUCAUCAGAUUCUGGUAUUCAGCUAUCAGAUGAACGGCAACAGCAGCAGCAGCAGCAGCAGCAUGUUGAGAAUUUAUUGAAUUCAAGUGACCAGCAAUCUGAUGAGCUGCAACAGCACAAUCAUGCUGGGGAUUCAUCAGAUUCUGGUUCUCUUUUGCCACGCAUGAACCGAGACAGCUCAAUCGCCUGUCUCAGCCGCUGUUCAAGGUCUGAUUAUGGCUCUCUUGCCUCACUGAAUAGGAGCUUCCGUAACACAAUCCGAAGUGGUGAGCUCUAUAAAUGGAGGAGACUAAAUGGUAUCAUGGAACACUGGGUUUAUUUUUCAUGUGCCCUCCUUGAAUGGGAAGCUUAUGAUCCAAUUCGACAACGAUGGAUGCAUUUACCAAGGAUGGCUUCCAAUGAAUGCUUCAUCCUUGGGGAGAUUGCAAUAUUAGCUGGUGGCUGUGAUUCAGAGGGACGUAUCCUUGACUCCGCGGAACUAUACAAUUCUGAGACUCAAACAUGGGAAACACUCCCAAGUAUGAGAAAACCCAGGAAGAUGUGUUCUGGGAUAUUUAUGGAUGGAAAAUUUUAUGUGAUUGGGGGAAUUGGGGGAAGUGAUUCCAAGCUUCUGAUGUGUGGAGAGGAAUACAAUUUACAGACUAGAACAUGGACAGAAAUUCCUAACAUGUCCCCAGGACGUAGUAGUAGGGCGUCUGAGAUGCCUGCAACGGCUGAGGCACCACCUCUGGUUGCAGUUGUAAAUAAUGAAUUGUUUGCUGCUGAUUAUGCUGACAUGGAGGUUAAAAAAUAUGACAAGGAUAGAAAAUUGUGGUUUACAAUUGGGAGACUGCCUGAACGCGCAGUGUCGAUGAAUGGUUGGGGUCUUGCAUUCAGGGCAUGUGGAAAUAGGCUUAUUGUCAUUGGUGGACCUAGGACUCAUGGUGAGGGAUUCAUUGAACUCAAUUCAUGGGUGCCUAGUGAAGGACCUCCACAAUGGCAUCUGCUUGCCAGAAAACGUUCUGGUAACUUUGUUUACAAUUGUGCUGUGAUGGGAUGCUGAAGCAUUGAAUUGUGAAAGUUACUCAUUUUGAUGCUUCAAAUUCAACGAGUCACACAACAUUGAUUGAUCCAUUGACACAGGAUUCUUGCUAAUUGGUACUUUCCCCCUUCUUUCUUUCUAAGAUAUUUUCCUUUCAAAGCUGGGGGAUGAUGGGGAAGAGAUUCAGAUAUUACUCAAGAUUGGCUGAAAAGUUUUCUGGGGAGGAGCUCUUCUGUCUUUUAUUUUAAUUUUUAAAAUUUCAAUCACUAUUUUGUUCUAUUGAGAUUGAUAUCUUCCCCCAUUUUCGUUGACAUGAGAUUUUUGAAAGCUUGGUAUCAUGUAGCAAAGGAAUAGGUUAAAUAAUUGAAGUUACAACACAAAUUUAGGUUACUGGUGUUGUUCGUUUAAGUUUUUAAGAACACACAACUAGAUAUUCGAUUUUCAUGACCAAAAUUUCUUAUCUUGAAGGAAUGCAAUAAUUUUCUGAGUUGUUUUUAUUAAUUUUGGUUUACGUAUUGAUUCAAUUUUCCAUUUGUGCUUUCUCUAGUCUGGAAAGUAGUAUGUGACCAUUCCAUUUAUUACUUGCUGCUGAUAUAACAUGUGAUCAUAAAUUGUUUUUCUAUGAUGGAUAUGAUACGAAACCUCAUGGAUGUCAAAGCUGAAAAUGUGGGAAAAUUUCCAUUCAUAAACUGCGCAAGCUUCAAGGAAAAAUUAAUUUGCUUUUUCUGUUGAAACAAUAAUCAGUGAUUAAUUAUUUGUUCUCUUAAAAAUCAUUAUUGAACUUAUGGAGGAUAAAGUUGUUUAAUGUGUGGUUAACAGCUAAAUGCUUGUAACUACGGAUCAACCAUAUUUAUUUGAUGAAAGUGCUACCGAAUCAUUCAGCCAUAAUUUCUAUGUUGAUUGCAGGCCCUCCAGCAAAGAAGCUUUUUGUUGUCUAAAUUGCAUGAACCAUAUUUUGGCCUUUAUUUUUCAAGAGUAUCUUAUACAUGAAGAUGCAGUUGAAAACUUGAAAUUAAAAUAUGCUUACAUCUAAUUUGUCCUAUUCCUAUUAAAUAUAGUUAUUGGAUCUUUCUAAUUGUAUGUAUGUGACAAUGGUCCAGACUAUAGUGGGAAACUCAUCUACCUGGCACUGCAGAGUUCCUUUAAAUAUUUAGUUGGGUAGUUGAC
This is a messenger RNA of Gastrolobium bilobum, 3210 nucleotides long. Its product is annotated as F-box/kelch-repeat protein SKIP11-like. Gene Ontology annotation, molecular function: protein binding. Bases 610 to 2064 code for a protein of 484 amino acids. Gene Ontology annotation, cellular component: nucleus. The record is from RefSeq and is a predicted model, not a curated record. The transcript has 2 exons. NCBI's taxonomy places the organism in Eukaryota, Viridiplantae, Streptophyta, Magnoliopsida, Fabales, Fabaceae.